Molecule: messenger RNA, 3732 nt
Organism: Hemicordylus capensis (graceful crag lizard)
Lineage: Eukaryota; Metazoa; Chordata; Lepidosauria; Squamata; Cordylidae
Product: zinc finger protein 485-like
Exons: 6
Coding region: 388-2409 (673 amino acids)
Biological process (GO): regulation of transcription by RNA polymerase II
Molecular function (GO): DNA-binding transcription factor activity, RNA polymerase II-specific; RNA polymerase II cis-regulatory region sequence-specific DNA binding
Source: RefSeq, a predicted model, not a curated record
GCCAUUUGCGGGUUAGCCGCAUCGUGAAGAGCGGGGAAGACGCUCAGCUCUACCUUCCUUCUCUAUUAUGCUGAAUCUGAGAGAGGAAGGGAAAGGCGGGAGCAAGCGGGAUCCGUAGCAGAGCAGCAAAUGCCCCCUUUGCCUGCCUGCCUGGUGCAUUUCCUUGGGGUGGAGGCGCUCGUGGUCGAGCGUGAGGAGGGGGCAAAUCCUGCUCACCUUCCUGCUUCUACCCGGAGCUCGAGGGAGCCUCCUUCACCCUGAAGAAGGAGCUGAAGCCUCAAAGCCCCUUUACUGGAGAAGAUCCACAAGGUGGAAUUUCCAAGGAGGUCACAAACCUCCAUCACUUGGAAGGGACUCUGUCGGAGGCUGCUUUAGAGCAGAUUAAAGAUGGAAAAGGAGGACAUGGCUUGCUAUAAAGCAGGAAAAGGCCCUGAGGCCAACCAGGUUGAGAGCACUGGGGAAUUUUUGGAAAGGACGGGGCAGCAGAUCCAGGAAAAGGACACCAGCAGCUCAGAUGCACGGUGCCAGUGCUUCAGGCAGUUCUGCUACCAGGAGACCGAAGGGCCCCGAGAGGUUUGCAGCCAACUCCACCACCUUUGCUGUCAGUGGCUGGAUCCAGAGAGACACACGAAAGCUCAGAUGCUGGACCUGGUGAUCCUGGAGCAGUUCCUGACUGUCCUGCCCCCGGAGAUGGAGAGCUGGGUCAGAGAAUGCGGAGCAGAGACCAGUUCCCAGGCGGUGACCCUGGCAGAAGGUUUCCUCCUGAGCCAGGCAGAGGAGAAGCAGCAGGAAGAGCAGCAGACGCAAGGACUGUUGUCAGAAACUGUCCCCGGUUUCCACGAGGCAGAGAGGGCUCCACCGGACGCUGGGCAGAGGCUGUUGUCCAAGGGGAUCUCACAGGAGGGGGGCAGAGGUGCCACCUUGCUGGGUGCUGGCGUGACACUGCCUCUGCAUUCUCAGCCAUCUCUUCCUUUGGGUGGAGUGGAAGGUGCUUCAGGACGACCAGACCAGGGCCGGGUGACCUUUGAGGACGUGGCUGUGCAUUUCACAGAGGAGGAGUGGGCUCUGCUGGAUUGUGGCCAAAAGACUCUGCACAGGGAAGUCAUGGAAGAGAAUGGCUGGAAUGUGGCCUCUCUGGGUGACUGUUGGGGGAAGAAGAAGGAGGAAAAACCCAGCAGAGGAUAUUGGGGAGCUGCCAGAUGGAAAAAGAGGGAGGAAGAGAGAAAGGGAACUGAAGCACAAUGGAAGAACAAGAUUGGACCAUCUGCUUCUCACCAUGGUGAUGUCCAUAAAAAUGGAAUGCAAAAAACCAUGCAGAAAGAAAGACAGAGAAGCUUGCAGCCCCCGAGUAGUAAAAGCUACAGUUCUGAACCAGGCUUUAAAUGUCAGGGGGAAAUGCACACGGAAAAGAAAUCAUAUAAAUGCUUGGAGUGUGGAAAGAGCUUCAGGUGGCAGGGAAGUCUUAUUGUGCAUCAAAGAAGCCACACAGGAGAGAAACCAUAUCAAUGCCUGGAGUGUGGAAAAAGCUUCAGUGAGAAUAGAAAGCUUACUAGGCAUCAAAGAACCCACACAGGAGAGAAACCAUAUAAAUGCUUGGAGUGUGGAAAGAGCUUCAGAGAUAAGGGAAUGCUUACUAUGCAUCAAAGAAUGCACACAGGAGAGAAACCAUAUACAUGCCUUGAGUGUGGAAAGAGCUUCAGGCAGAAGGGAAAACUUACUGUGCAUCAAAGAACCCACACAGGAGAGAAACCAUAUAAAUGCUUGGUGUGUGGAAGGAGCUUCAGCAAUAAGGGAAUGCUUACUAGGCAUCAAACAAUCCACACAGGAGAGAAACCAUAUACAUGCCUGGAGUGUGGAAAGAGCUUCAGGCGGAAGGGAAGUCUAAUUGUGCAUCUAAGAAGCCACACAGGAGAGAAACCAUAUAAAUGCUUGGAGUGUGGAAAGAGCUUCAGGCGGAAGGGAAGUCUUAUUGUGCAUCAAAGAACCCACACAGGAGAGAAACCAUAUAAAUGCCUGGAUUGUGGAAAGAGCUUCAGCCAUAAUGGAAUGCUUACUAGACAUCAAAGAACACACACAGGAAAAAAACCAUAUAAAUGUUUGGUGUGUAGAAAGAGCUUCGGGCAGAAGGGAAAUCUUACUGUGCACCAGAGAAACCAUACAGGAGAGAAACCAUAUACAUGCUUAGUGUGUGGAAAGAGCUUCAGGCAGAAGGGAAUGCUUACAAGGCAUCAAAGAAUCCACACAGGAGAGAAACCAUAUAAAUGUUUGGAGUGUGGAAAGCCUUUCACGCGGAAGGGAAAUCUUAUUGUGCAUCAGAGAACCCAUAUAAAUGCUUGGAGUGUGGAAAGAGCUUCAGCAAGAAUGGAACACUUAGGGAAUGCUUACUCGGUAUCAAAGAACCCACACUGAGGUGAAACCAUAUAAAUGCAUUGAGUGUGGAAAGAAUGUAUGUCAGAAGAAAAGCCUCACUUCACUUCAAAGAAACCCACACUGAGGUGAAACCAUAUAAAUGUACUUUAUAAAUAAAAUGUAUAAUUUUAUAUUGGUGAAUCCUAUUUGGCCCAAUUAUAUAUAAAAAUGCUGUUCUCCUCCUUUCCCCUGCUAAUAUUAGUUGUCAACCCUGGAAAAAGUUUUUGUUUUUAUGUUUUGUAUUGUCUGUCUUUCUAUCUACUUAAUCAAUCAUUAAUUCAUUCAAUUUAUUCAUUACCUCCCGCCCCCGUUACCUUUCCUCCCUCUCUCUUUUUCUUUAAGUUAAUCCACAAAUAUCUCUCUCUCAUCCCCAUAUCCCCCUCCUAGCAGUUGCCUCAACAACACAACUACUGUAUUGAAAAAUAUGAGAGGGCAAUAUACUUGAUCUGGAUAGUAUAUCAUAAAGAGGAGGGGAAAUUACUCAACUAUAUGCAGUAGGUUAGUAAAAGGCUCUUUGGGGAACUUCACAGAAAUAGUCUUUUGAAUAAUUAUUUGAAAUCAAGGAAGGAAAGAAGGAAAUAGCUAUACACACUCCUAUACUCCUACUGUAUGCAUAUCACCAUUGAUACUUCUCAGUACUAUGCAUUAUUUACAUGUUGUAUGAUAAAAUGGACAACAAUCUAAGUUGCAACACUCUAGAAAUUUGGUCUGUAGUAAAAAUGGAGCCACCAAGGUAGACAAAGGGUAAAUUAACCUUUGUAGAAAACCUGGGAUGAAAAGAUGCUCUUGGUUUUCCUCAGAAAGAAAGGUGAAAUGAGAUCUCGCCACCAAUCUUGUUCAUGUUUAAAUUGUUGAUUGGUCUGUUUGACUGGGAAUGGCGGGGAGGGAUUAGUUAAUAAGUAUCAGCUGGCUUGACAUUCACAUACAAGAAAUUACACAAGCCAUCCCUGAAUGGGAUAAUGAAUACAUUUAUGAUAAUGCACAAUGGUGGACGCUUCAAAAAUUCUCUCUGUUACAUUUACUCUUGGUGAAAGUGAAUGUUCAUUUGCAGAACCCAGCUGACUCUACUUUUAAUGUUCAAAACUGGUUAUUUAAUUGAACAAUGCAGGGGGAAUUGAUAUUAUAAACAUGUGUCAUUUUAUUUAUAAUAUACACUGUACAGUGUAUAUUGUCCACUGUACACUGUCUAUAAUAUAAACUGUACAGUGUAUAAUACAGUGUAUUAUAAUAUACAUUGUCACUGUAUUUUGAAGGGAAAAACUGUAAUAAAGUUUUAGUUGUUUGUUUGUUUUUUAAUUAAACAUUGCAUCUUGCUGACAGGAA